Strongylocentrotus purpuratus (purple sea urchin) is the source of this 1439-nucleotide messenger RNA. Its product is annotated as DNA-directed RNA polymerase III subunit RPC9. NCBI's taxonomy places the organism in Eukaryota, Metazoa, Echinodermata, Echinoidea, Camarodonta, Strongylocentrotidae. The record is from RefSeq and is a predicted model, not a curated record. Gene Ontology annotation, biological process: transcription initiation at RNA polymerase III promoter. Gene Ontology annotation, cellular component: RNA polymerase III complex. Gene Ontology annotation, molecular function: nucleotide binding.
GAAAAAGAAAAUUCACUUACACAAAAACAAAGCUUUGGGACUGAAAUGAACUAAACAGGUAGUAAAUACGGGUUUACAAAGGCUACUAUGGAGGUGGUCAAAGAAAGUGCUGCUAUGCUGAGCAACUAUGAGGUGCAUGCUCUGCUCAAAGAAUUACAAGCAGGGGCUCUCAGAGAGGGAAGAAGAGCAUCAGCAAAAAAAAAGCAGAACCUUGCCACCAUAUCAUAUGAGACAAUCAAAUACCUUGAGAAUACUCCAUGUGGACUUCAAACUCCUGAGGUCGUUGAGAAGUUCCUCCAAGCUCUCGCUCCCUUCAAUCUCACAAAAUCUGAAAAACUGCAACUUCUUAAUCAUAGACCAACUACUUCAGUAGAAAUAAUGGCUAUGGUAGAGGAAUGCGAAGAGCGAUUGUCAGAGGAUCAGAUGGAAUCUCUCAUCAAAGUAAUCACCUCCAUGUUACCAGGAGAGCAGGAAGAAGAAGGUGCAGAAGGAGAAGAAGGAGAGGAAGGAUAAACCGAGACUUUCAUCUUUCAUGAUUAUAACCAUCUUACAAAGAGGACAAAAAGAAGUUGAACUAGUAGAAAUGAUAGAAAGGAAGGACAGGAAGGAUUGUGAAAGCUUUCAUGCAAGUGGUCACCUCGAACUCAAGGGAGUACAGAAAGGGAGGGGUUUCCCUUUGAGUGAUCUCAUUGAUCUUACAAGAAUAACAAGAAAAAGUCGAAGUGCGAGAAGAUCUUCUAUGAAAGCUCUCAUACAAGUGAUCACAUCCAUCUCUCCAGGAGAACAGAGAGAAGAAGGCGCAGAAGAAGAAAUGCAGGAUCAAGAGGAAUAGAUGGAAUGCAUCAAGGAGAGAAAGAGAAGAUCUAAUUUUUUUUUUUAGUUUGUACUUAUUAAUGUGAAACACCAACACGUGUGCCCAGAUGAUCAGACUAAAAAAGAAAUUCUGUGGGUGUGUCAUAACACUCAUUUUCCGCUCUUUUGUUUGAUAUACCACUUGAGUCUUUAGGAGAAAAACACCUCACAGCUUCUCAAUGUGGCUAGUCCUUGCUAUUUAAUUGUCACCUACAUGUAAAAGCAAAAAGGAAAUUUGAUGAACAGUUUUUGAGGAUUUACCAAAACUGUAUAUGACCCUUUAAAGGGAGAGUAUGCCCCAUAAUUUUUGAAUAUUUUAACUUCAUUUGAAUUGAACCAUAAGACUAAUUGACGGUGUAUGUUUGGUAUUAGUUAUGUUUUGAUAUAAUCAGAAGUAACAGAAUAUACUCCCUAAUAACUGUAUUAUGAAAAUAAUUGAACACCAAAAAAUGUUUAAAUUUCUUAGAGUAGCCAAUUCCAUCAGUUCAAAUAUCUCCCUUCUGCCUUUACAUUUUUGGUAUGGAAAUACCACAUCACCUAGUUUUUAAGCUAGUGGAAUAAAUAUUGAUAUAUUUUUUUAUGUGAAA